Molecule: messenger RNA, 1661 nt
Organism: Cuscuta epithymum
Lineage: Eukaryota; Viridiplantae; Streptophyta; Magnoliopsida; Solanales; Convolvulaceae
Source: the annotation of a GenBank genome assembly
CCAAUGAGUGAAUGAAUGAGAGACUCAAGACCCCAUGAUACCUAUUAUACAUCAUCUGAAAAAUUAAAGGAAUAAACGGGAGGUUGUUUUGUUGCGGACCCUUUUCUUCGUCGUUUCUCUCUGGUCGGAGCGCAAAGGCUUUGAACUCUCUCCGGAACGCGAGGAUUAGGGUUUAUUCCCAGCGCAAUAGAAUUUCGCAAUCGCAGACGAACCCAGAAGCUCCUCAAUUCGUUUUCUUGCUGUUUCGAUUGGGGCGAAGGGACACAGAGCGAGAGGGAUUCGGCGUUUCUCCUUUGGAUCUCUAACUGCAAUCCAGUGGUGGUGUGUUCAUUCAGGCUUCCACUUCAAUCUGAGAGCAAUAUCAUUGGUGAAUUAGAAUCAACUACUAAAGUUUGUGACUAGCAAAUCAUUACUUGAAGCAAGUUGAUGGAUUCAGAAAACAAAAAGUUUGGAAGAGGCCCCAGAGAACUUACAGGUGCUGUUGAUCUUAUUAGCCGCUUCAGAUUGUUACCUCAUCAUGAGUAUUUCUGCAAGAGGCCACUUCCAUUAUCAAUUUCAGAUACACACUAUCUGCAUAAUGUGGUUGGAGACACAGAAAUUAGGAAAGGCGAAGGGAUGCAAUUGAAUCAGCUAAUUGAGAAUUCUGUUUCAAGAGAGAUGAACACAUCCAUAAAACCAUUUGAUUUAGAUGUUUUGGGGGAAGCUUUUCAGUUGAGGGAAACAUCUCCAAUUGAUCUGCCCACUUCUGAAAAAGGCAUCCCUACUACAGUGGGGAAAUCUAAGAGUGAGUCCAAGGACAAGGAGAAAAAGCAUAGAAGGCACAAGGACAAAGACAAGGAAAAGGAUAAAGAACAUAAGAAGCACAAACAUCGUCACAAGGACCGAAGUAAAGAUAAGGAUAAAGAGAAAAAGAAAGAUAAAAAUGGUCAUCUUGAUUCUGGUGCUGAACAUUCAAAGAAGCACCGUGAAAAGAAAAGGAAGCAUGACGGAGAGGAAGAUAUCAAUGAUCACAGGCACAAGAAGAGUAAGCACAAGAGCUCAAAGAUCGAUGAAAUGGGUGCAAUAAAGGUAGCAGGCUAACAAAUGCGGCGUGCAACACCCAAUGUUUUCCUUUUUUUUCCCUCAGACUUUUAUUUGAGAAUUUGAAGGGAUCUUCUUAGUUUACUAUUAUGAAGCGUUUCCAAGAAUAGUAUAUGGGAAAUGAAAGGUUGAUGAUAAGGUGAAUAUUCAUGCUGAAGUAGAUAAAUGCAGUUGGAAAAUAUGGAAAUGAACAACAGAAAAGAUGAUCCCUCAUUACAGCACAUUGAGUUUGACAAAUGUUUCUUCUUUUAUCCUCUUUAACAAAUCCUAAUUUAAAGGCUUUUGGAGUUGUGAACCAGAGAAUGAGAUAUGUUUAAAUUUAUGCUAUUCAGCUUGAAGUUCCGAUUUCUGCUCUUCCGUUGAUAGUUUGUAGUCUGUAGAUAUUCAUUUUAGGGUUGUGGUGUAGUAUGGAUUUGUUUCUGAAGUGGGUUACAGUUGUACUUGUAUUGCUUCAAAAGAUGUUUUGAUGUAUGUACUAAUAGAAGGAAAUAAAUCAAGUCAAUUUUUGUAUUUAGGCUUGAAGCAAACCAAGUGUAGGGGAUAGAAAGCCAGUGUGCUACUCUUUAUUAUCUGUCAGUGGG